GGCUAGAGGGUGGGCCGCCGCUGGACCCUGCGCGCGCGCCCGCCACCAACUUUCCCUCCAGACCCGAGAGGGACGGCGCGCUCCGCCCCCGCCCCCGGGCCGCGCACGUCCGUGCUCGGUGGCGCGCACGCCUGCGGGAGCCCUCUCCAGGCAACCUAGUGCUGAUCGCUCGUGCCGGUGCGGCCGUUAACCGCCCUUGCGGGAGCCCGAGGCUCAAGAGCAGCCCCCCCUUCCUGGGCUUUCCCCCACCCACUUCCCGGUCGGCCCCCGGGCAUGAACAGCCAUGGCCGGCUGCAGCCCUGAGGAGAAAACUUACCGGCGCUUCCUGGAGCUAUUCCUGGGCGAGUUUCGCGGACCGUGCGGCGGCGGCGAGCCGGAGCCGGAACCCGAACCCGAGUCGGAGCCCGAGCCCGAACUGGUAGCGGCCGAGGCGGCCGAGGCUUUGGUCGAGGAGCCCGGGGAGGAGGCGGCCACCAUAGCCGCGACAGAGGAGGGGGGGCAAGAGCAGGAGCAAGACCCCGAGCCCGAUGAGGAGGCGGUGGAGGAGGAGGCGGUAGCGGCGGCGGAGGGCGAGGAGGAGGAGGCGGCGGCUGCCCGGGGCCAGUCGGCCGUGCCGCCGCCGCAGCCCCAGCUGCCGCCGCUGCCCCCGCUCCCGCGGCCGCUGUCGGAGCGCAUCACCCGUGAGGAGGUGGAGGGCGAGAGCCUGGACCUGUGCCUGCAGCAGCUCUACAAAUAUAACUGCCCUUCCUUUUUGGCUGCUGCUUUAGCUAGAGCCACAUCAGACGAAGUGCUUCAGAGUGAUCUUUCUGCACAUUAUAUACCAAAGGAAACAGAUGGCACAGAAGGGACUGUGGAGAUUGAGACAGUGAAGUUGGCCCGUUCUGUCUUCAGCAAACUACACGAGAUUUGCUGCAGCUGGGUGAAAGACUUCCCUCUCCGCAGGAGACCCCAGCUUUAUUACGAGACCUCAAUCCAUGCCAUCAAGAACAUGCGCAGGAAAAUGGAGGACAAACAUGUCUGCAUUCCUGACUUUAAUAUGCUCUUCAACCUAGAGGACCAGGAAGAACAAGCUUACUUUGCAGUGUUUGAUGGCCAUGGGGGAGUGGAUGCUGCCAUUUAUGCCUCCAUUCACCUGCAUGUUAACUUAGUACGCCAGGAGAUGUUCCCCCACGAUCCUGCUGAGGCCCUGUGCCGGGCCUUCCGGGUCACCGAUGAGCGGUUUGUGCAGAAAGCAGCCAGGGAGAGCUUAAGAUGUGGGACCACAGGAGUGGUGACUUUUAUCAGAGGCAACAUGCUACAUGUGGCCUGGGUGGGUGAUUCCCAGGUUAUGCUUGUGAGAAAGGGCCAAGCUGUUGAACUAAUGAAGCCACAUAAACCGGACAGAGAGGAUGAAAAGCAGCGCAUUGAGGCCCUUGGAGGUUGUGUAGUCUGGUUUGGUGCCUGGAGGGUGAAUGGAAGUCUAUCGGUCUCCAGAGCUAUUGGAGAUGCUGAACAUAAGCCAUAUAUCUGUGGGGAUGCAGAUUCUGCAUCUACUGUUUUGGAUGGAACUGAAGACUACCUCAUUCUAGCCUGUGAUGGCUUCUAUGACACCGUGAAUCCCGAUGAGGCAGUGAAAGUUGUGUCUGACCACUUGAAGGAGAAUAAUGGAGACAGCAGCAUGGUUGCCCACAAAUUAGUGGCAUCAGCUCGUGAUGCCGGGUCAAGUGAUAACAUCACUGUUAUUGUGGUAUUCCUGAGGGACAUGAACAAAGCUGUAAAUGUUAGUGAGGAAUCAGACUGGACAGAGAACUCUUUUCAAGGAGGGCAAGAAGAUGGUGGGGAUGAUAAGGAGAAUCAUGGAGAGUGCAAACGCCCUUGGCCUCAGCACCAGUGCUCAGCACCAGCCGAUCUAGGCUAUGAUGGGCGUGUGGAUUCAUUCACUGAUAGAACUAGCCUGAGCCCAGGGUCCCAAAUCAACGUGCUGGAAGACCCAGGCUACCUAGAUCUCACUCAAAUAGAAGCAAGCAAACCUCAAAGUGUCCAGUUUUUGCCACCAGUUGAGAUGUUUGGUCCUGGUGCACCAAAGAAAGCAAAUCUAAUUAAUGAGCUAAUAAUGGAGAAAAAAUCAGUUCAAUCAUCAUUGCCUGAACGGAGUGGUGCUGGAGAGUUUCCCUCUUCUUUUAAUUUGGGUUCAAAAGGGCAACAGAUAUACAGAAUGGAGAGCUUGUCUCCUGUCUGUUCUAGGUUGGAAAAUGAACAGUUCAAAUUCCUGGGAAAGAGAGUUUCUAGAUUGUCUCAUUUACGUUACCACUACUCAAAGAGGUGGCAUGGAUUCAGGUUUAAUCCAAAGUUUUAUUCAUUUCUCUCUGCUCGAGAGCCUUCCCACAAAAUAGGCACUAGCCUGUUCUCACUUAUUCAAAGUGGGAAGAGAAAUAGGAUGUUGAGAAGUUCUCUGCCAUGGAGGCAAAGCAGUUGGAAAGGGUGCAGUGAAAACAUGAUGAGGAAGCUCAGAAAGAGUAACGAUAUGCCAUACCCAGAUCUUCCCUGGAGCUAUAAAAUAUAAUACUUUCUCUUUCAAGUAGGCUAGGUAGCUCUCCCCCCAAUAAAAACACCACUAUAAGAGUAGAAACAAGAUAUACAUUUCUGAAAUAUAUGUGCUUCAUUAUAAAACCAUGGAUGGCUCAAUUCUUAAAUGUAAAUUGAUCUCUAGGAAACUCAAAAUAGUGUUUUCAAUCUAAAAAAGUAUUGGCGGUUUCACUAGCAAAAUUAUACAACUGGUCCCUGUGAUGUGUCGCCACACCUACACACAACCCUCACCCACUGCCCUUCACGCCACUAGUGGAAGCUUGCAAGUUAGUUAUUUCAGUCAGGUUACAGUGUUGAAAUCUCAACGCAGUUGAAAUCUGGUCUGAUGUGCCUAAUAUAUCUAUGGAAAACAAUGCAGAAUUUGAUUUAGUUGGGAAACAUUUCUCAAAAGACAGAACUAUAAAGGAAACUCUUCUCCCUUUUUUUUCAGUAGGUAAAAGACUAAAAGCCAUAUGGGUCUUAACUGGUAACAAUGAAAGUAGAAAACCAGUGUAAAAAUGUCAUAUUCUCAGACUUGUGAGGCAGUAUAUAGUCAAAAAGAUUUACUGAUUUUUUUUUUCUGUAACAUAAUAGACUAUGAAAAUUUUUUGAAUUAAAAAGUAUUUCCUAGGGCUGUAGCUAUGUGGGAGUUUCAUAACCUGUUAUGGUGCUCUUGGUGGAAUUUUUAUUAUUUGUCAUUUUAGAAGACUGGUUUUAACUUGUGAUGCUAAUAUGUUUUUCACUGUACCUUCAUCUCAGGAAUAAAACUAGUUUAAUGGAGAUGAUGUCAGGUACAAAUAUACUAGAAUCAAGUUGCCAUUUAAAAAGAAAAUCAAAUAGUAUUUCUAUUUUUUCUGCCUUUUUUUUUUAA
Molecule: messenger RNA, 3415 nt
Organism: Equus caballus (horse)
Lineage: Eukaryota; Metazoa; Chordata; Mammalia; Perissodactyla; Equidae
Gene: PPM1E
Product: protein phosphatase, Mg2+/Mn2+ dependent 1E
Biological process (GO): protein dephosphorylation; negative regulation of protein kinase activity
Cellular component (GO): nucleus
Molecular function (GO): cation binding; protein serine/threonine phosphatase activity
Source: RefSeq, a predicted model, not a curated record